AUGGUAGCUUUACAGCUCCACAAUAACAGACAUCUUCCAACCUUUCUUUCAGGUCAGGGAGUGUACAGCACCACUGGAAUGAGAUAUAUUACUUUGUUGAUCACCUGGCUCAUAAAUUCACAAGGUACAGUAUGUGUUAACUGGAUAUACCACCACAAGUCCCAAAGAGCACAAUUAAUAUACACUGGUCAAGUCCAGUAAGGAUGUAUACAGACAUGUUAUUGAACAAAGUAUUUGGACAAAACAGCAACACACAAAGAGAUUAUGUCAGUCAACUGUGGAAAUACCCUCCCUCUAUCCCUCUCUCUCGCUAGUCCUCAGCUGCGGAUGUCCUUCAUUGUAUUUUCUACAGAGGGACGGAUCCUGAUGAAACUAACAGAAGACAGGCAAGACAUAAUCCCGCAAGCUGUUGUGCCUAUGCUUUAACUACUCACAACUAACACAGACAGGAUUUACACAAUACACCACCUUUAAUGACCUGCUCAUUUUCUUCAUUGGUCAAUCUUUUUGUGGAAGGUACUGUGUGCCAAUCUUUCUAUUGUGGGGUACUGCCCACAUGAUACACUGACAGUACAAAUGGGCUGUAUUUUUGUGUGUGUGUGUGUGAGCAGGGAACAGAUUCGGGCAGGCCUGGAGGAGCUCCGUAUGGUGCACCCUGGGGGAGACACUUUCAUGCACAAAGGGUUCCAAAGGGUGAGUAGUGGAUUGGAAGCCAGUAGCUGAAGGUAACUGGGCAACAGCUUGACCUCCUACUGCAAAAAUUUGAACAAUAUAUUUUUCUGUUCCAAUAACCAUUCUUAUCUCUCUAAAUGGGUAAAAGCAGAAGACAAAAUGCUGUCUCAAUAAAUUAGUCUUCUAAAAAGUAUUAUUCUAUCUGCUCCCCCAGGCCAGUGAACAAAUCUACUAUGCUGGAGACAGUAAGUAGAUUAUUCUUGUUAUUUGCACUUGGAAUAAAUUAUUUGGGUAGAACUCUCAUUAUGCUCCCAGUCAUAAGCAGACACAGAUUAAAAGCUACCAGUACAAUUCAAACCUAUUGCUCCCUAUUGAUCCCUUUACCAAGAAACUAUGGUAUCAUAAGUGUUAGAAUUUAAGAGUUGUUAGAUUGAAUUAUCCAAUGAUUAUCUUCCCCUUCAGUGACAGUUAGACAGUACAGUCUGUACUCUGAGAAGUAUUCUGUUCUGCUCUGUUGUCUUGUUCUAACUAAAUCUGUCCUGGUCCUUCAGGUUUCCGUACAGCCAGUGUCAUCAUUGCCUUGACAGAUGGCGAACUGAGGGAGAAUCAGUUUGAUCUGGCAGAGAGAGAGGUGAGAGAAAUGUUUAUUUUAGACCUACAGUAAUGGAUGAUCUAUUGGCAAUAUCUAUCUCUACACUCACAGAGUGGGCAGAGUGCAAAUAGUCAGCCACAUUCUACAGAUUUUUCCAGUCCUGGAAGAGCAGAUUCUCAUACUCUACUGCCUGUCAUCAUAUGUAAUUAUUAUUAUUAGAGUUGCCAUUUUCGUUUAUCUCUCUACAGCUGGUUACAUCAGUUAUUUCAGCCUUGUAAUUACCGGAUAUUUCAAUCUUGUUUAUACAUUGGCCGGGGGCCAGUGGUGCAGAACUUCCUAGACUUGAUUAAAUGUCACCAAGACCCAAGAAGUCAUAAUUGGCUGUGUAAGAACACUCAAAGCACUACAUGUAACCAUCAACAAUCGAUAGAGUGAACUGCAAAAAAAACGUCUACACCAUUAUAGACAGCAAAUGCCUCUGUCUCCAAACGUCAGUCACGACUCAAGACUAAGUACCUGCACAAACCUGCAGUAAGUAAGCCUUGGACAAGUAAGCCUUGUCCGAGCCAGAACGGCCCAUAGGGCCAGGAGCCUAUCUUUCUGUAGCGUAAGGCAGCUCGAUGUACAUGUAUACACCCCCUGGACAGGAUGCUAGUCUGCUGUCGGGCCUUACCCACAAUCCAUCUCGUUAAUGCAGAGUGCUAAUCUAACCACAAGGCCACUGAGUUGGUUGCACAAACUGAGAAGGCUGGACAAAAACCCAUCUGUCUUGCAAGCCUUCCAUAGAUGCUUCAUAGAAUCCAUCCUCAUCCUUUAUGGAUACACCUGUCAUGACUCUCUCUCCUUGGUGAGGAUCAAAGGUGCCAGAUCAGCUUGGAAAAUUAUUUUGUGAUGUCAUUAAGGAUGGUAUCAAGAAAUAACUGUAACUCGGAAAGUGUACAUAUUCUAUCUAUCAAGUUUACAUCUAAAUGUUGUAUAAAAUAUAUGAUUAAGUAUGAGAGUAUUUUGGUGAAGAUAGGAAUGUGAUUUUAGUCUUCUAAUGAGAUAAUAGUUUUUAAUAUAAACUAUGCACAGUGACUAGCCACGCCCUGAGUGACAUCAGAGAUCGUGUCAUCACGAUGGAACGCCCCUUUUACACAGAGGGCAUAAAAAUCCUUGAAAAACAAAUCAACAUUUAGACCAGGAAGCGUGGAGCUGUGGCUACAUGGCUUAAAAUGGUUAGACCAGAAAGACCAGCCGACGUGCAGCGGGAGCUGAACGUUACAAAUGGUUGCCACUCGAAGACCAGGAAACGUGAGAUGGUAGUACAUACGUUUGAAAUAGUGAAACUCUGAAACUCUCAAUCUCUAAAUCUCUACACGAGAAGAAGACCACACACUAGACCUUAUCAUAUCAGUCUGCAGCUGUACAUGUAAAGUAGUCUAGUACUUUCACUAAAGACACAAGUUGGGAAGGACAAUCCCAUCUUACACUCCAUUAGAAGACAAGCCGAGUAUUACCGAAGUGGGAUAGGACACUCAAACCCUUUUUGAGAAAGUGGUUCAACAGAGAGAUGACGAUCAAGGACAGCUACACGUAAAUAUGCAUUGCAUUUCUUAUCCGAAUGAGCGGUGGUUUCCAAAUGUAACAACGAUAAGUUGAAUCUCUGUCUCUCCCUUUCACUCUCUGUUUAAUGACCCCUCCUUCCCCUAACCAAGCAGUCAUGCUAUUGUUAGUCCAGUCAACUAGGGACCUGUUUUCAUUGUAUUACGUUAGUAAUGAAUAACCUAUACUGUGUGUGUGUGUGUGUUUAUGUAUUCUGUGUUAUUAUUUAGUUAAUUAGUAAGUAAGUAAAUAAAUAAUUAAGCCAAUGUGUGUAUUGCUGAUUCAUCAAUAAGGUUAGGGUUCUUGCAGGUUCAAGGAUUAUGCGACGUUCAGAAUGAGACUGAUGAGGUAAUGAUUUAAUAAGUGACUGUUAUCGAGAUAACAUACAGUGAGGGAAAAAAGUAUUUGUUGAUUUUGUACGUUUGCCCACUGACAAAGAAAUGAUCAGUCUAUAAUUUUAAUGGUAGGUUUAUUUGAACAGUGAGAGACAGAAUAACAACAACAAAAAAUCCAGAAAAACGCAUGUCAAAAAUGUUAUAAAUUGAUUUGCAUUUUAAUUAGGGAAAUAAGUAUUUGACCCCCUUUCAAUCAGAAAGAUUUCUGGCUCCCAGGUGUCUUUUAUACAGGUAACGAGCUGAGAUUAGGAGCACACUCUUUAAGGGAGUUACCUGUAUAAAAGACACCUGUCCACAGAAGCAAUCAAUCAAUCAGAUUCCAAACUCUCCACCAUGGCCAAGACCAAAGAGCUCUCCAAGGAUGUCAGGGACAAGAUUGACCUACACAAGGCUGGAAUGGGCUACAAGACCAUCGCCAAGCAGCUUGGUGAGAAGGUGACAACAGUUGGUGCGAUUAUUCGCAAAUGGAAGAAACACAAAAUACCUGUCAAUCUCCCUUGGCCUGGGGCUCCAUGCAAGAUCUCACCUCGUGGAGUUGCAAUGAUCAUGAGAACGGUGAGGAAUCAGCCCAGAACUACACGGGAGGAUCUUGUCAAUGAUCUCAAGGCAGCUGGGACCAUAGUCACCAAGAAAACAAUUGGUAACACACUACGCCGUGGACUGAAAUCCUGCAGCGCCCGCAAGUUCCCCCUGCUCAAGAAAGCACAUAUACAGGCCCGUCUGAAGUUUGUCAAUUAACAUCUGAAUGAUUCAGAGGAGAACUGGGUGAAAGUGUUGUGGUCAGAUGAGACCAAAAUCGAGCUCUUUGGUAUCAACUCAACUCGCCGUGUUUGGAGGAGGAGGAAUGCUGCCUAUGACCCCAAGAAAACCAUCCCCACCGUCAAACAUGGAGGUGGAAACAUUAUGCUUUGGGGGUGUUUUUCUGCUAAGGGGACAGGACAACUUCACCGCAUCAAAAGGACGAUGGAUGGGGCCAUGUACCAUCAAAUCUUGGGUGAGAACCUUCUCCCCUCAGCCAGGGCAUUGAAAAUGGGUCGUGGAUGGGUAUUCCAGCAUGACAAUGACCCAAAACACACGGCCAAGGCAACAAAGGAGUGGCUCAAGAAGAAGCACAUUAAGGUCCUGGAGUGGCCUAGCCAGUCUCCAGACCUUAAUCCCAUAGAAAAUUUGUGGAGGGAGCUGAAGGUUCGAGUUGCCAAACGUCAGCCUCGAAACCUUAAUGACUUGGAGAAGAUCUGCAAAGAGGAGUGGGACAAAAUCCCUCCUGAGAUGUGUGCAAACCUGGUGGCCAACUACAAGAAACGUCUGAUCUCUGUGAUUGCCAACAAGGGUUUUGCCACCAAGUACUAAGUAAUGUUUUGCAGAGGGGUCAAAUAUUUAUUUCCCUCAUUAAAAUGCAAAUAAAUGUAUAACAUUUUUGACAUGCGUUUUUCUGGAUUUUUUUGUUGUUAUUCUGUCGCUCACUGUUCAAAUAAACCUACCAUUAAAAUGAUAGACUGAUCAUGUCUUUGUCAGUGGGCAAACAUACAAAAUCAGCAGGGGAUCAAAUACUUUUUCCCUCACUGUAUAUAUAUAUAUAUAUAUAUCUCUUCUAAGAGUUUAAUUAGGGAGAUGGUAACUAGUUAAACAACUUCUUCCGUGGUGCCCCAAAUUCCUGAUGAGUUAAUUGUUACAUGAUUAAUUUAAUCGAGUGACAAUUAAACAUAGUUAGUUGAUUCGAUAAAUAACAGUCAUCACAUUAAUGCAAUUCACAUCACGACACACCUUUAUACACUGCAUUGUAUUGGUUUUCUAUGUAUCUGACACCACAAAUGAAGUUCUCUCUACUUUGGUCAAUAUAGAGUUAUAAAAGAGCUAUCAUGUCUAUUUGUGUGUCACUAGGCCGGUCGAUCGCGUCAACUGGGCGCCUCUGUCUACUGUGUGGGAGUAAAAGACUUCAAUGAAACCCAGGUGAGCCACAUGUUUCUGUUGUGAGCAGGGGAUUUAGCAGUUGGCUAGUCUCACAUUAUUGUUAUUACACUGUUAUUAAAUUAUAAGUCUCCUCCCUCCCCAGCUUUGGACAAUAGCUGACAGUAAGGACCAUGUCUUCCCUGUGAAUGAUGGCUUUGAGGCACUGCAAGGAGUCAUUGAUUCAGUAAGUAGGGCAACAAUGUUAGGGGCUGGUAGAAGGAUGCAAACACCUGUUCGCUAUUGUAAGGUAUAGUUUCAACAUGGUUGAAAGUAUACCAAGGUAUACAUACUUUCAACAGAUCUAACUCUUAACAGAUUUACAGUAUGUGCUGCUCACCGCUGUCACCAUUAACCACCUUCUCUCUCUCUCUCUCUCUCUCUCUCUCUCUCUCUCUCUCUCUCUCCUCUCUCUCUCUCUCUCUCUCUCUCUCUGAAGAUCCUGAAGAGAUCAUGCAUUGAGAUAUUGGCAGCAGAGCCCUCUAGUAUCUGUGCAGGAGGUGAGUGGUGUUUUGGAGUGGGUUUCAUAAUGGGCUCCAGCUGCAUGACACUGUUGCUUGUUUAUUGAUAUGCUGCCGACACGGAUCAAUCCACUCUGUGUUUCUACUGUGUCUAAUGAGACAGCAAGGGGGAAACGGAUAGACUUAAAUAUGUGUUUGACUCUGUGUAAAUGAAAAGUGCCAGAUGAAGACAAAUAGGCACGGUUAAAACGUUACAUCCUCUCUGGCUCAGCCUAGCCUGCAUUUGACCUGAAUAUUGUCCGAUUUUAGAUAAUCAUGGAUCAUUAUGGAUAAUUGGGGAGCUUUUGGCCUCAGGAAAUAAGGACUUUAAAAUUGUAUUAUCAACUGUAAUUCCUCUUUACCAAUGCUUAUCAAGGUGAACAAAUGGCACAUUGAUGAUUCUCAAUGUUCUCUCCCUUUCAUCCUGCCUUAGAGUCCUUCCAGGUGGUAGUGAAAGGAAAUGGUUUCUCACAUGCCCGCGAGGUGGGGAAGGUCCUUUGUAGCUUCCGCAUCAACGACACUCUCACUUUGAGUAAGUGGAAGUUACGGUACCUACAAUUUACCAACCAUUAACCCUAAUGAAUCCCAUCAGCAUCACCCCUGUUUUUAAUGAGCAGGGAACAAUCUCUUUAACUUUCACACUAGGUUCUGGGUGCAGGGUAAUGAGGGUUAGAAAGAGAUCUGUUUCAGCAAUGCCACAGUGAGUUCGUUGUUAUUGACUGUGUCCUCAGGCUGUGUGAGAAAAAGGCAAAGAGAAAGGAUUUCAACCAUCCUGAAUGAAAGAGCUUAAAGGAAUGAGCCUGAAAGAAUACUCAUUAGCUCAAGCAGGCACCAGUUGGCCAAGCUAGGAAAUAACGUUCUGAGAACCGUAUGUUUCUUAGAGCUUGGUGAGAGCCUGGUUAUCCUAUGGUUAUUUAGCAUACAACCUUCCCACAGCUUUCUGGCAAUGGUGCAGGAUAGUGGCUUGGCUUUGGAACAUUCUCAGCACAUUUAGGAAUUUAGGAUUUUUUUUAUUUUCUUGGUAAUUGUCACGGAUUCAGCCGAGGCUGCUCCUCCUCCUUGCUCGGGCAGGCUUCGGCGUUCGUCGUCACCGGAGUACUAGCUGCUACCGAUCUAUGUUUCUGUGUUCUACUUGUUUUGUCUUCAUUGUACACACCUGGUUCCCAUUAUGUCUAUGAUUUGUUCCCUAUUUAACCCUCUGGCUCCCACUGUGUUGUGUGCGUGUUUGUUCUAUGUUUGGUGUUAUCGACUGGUGAGCGGGAUUGUCCUCCCUGCGUGGAGUUUAUGUUCAUUUGUUAUUUACGAGUAAAGUAUGUUGUCUACUAGCUCUGUGUCCUGCGCCUGACUCCGUCCUACCGCUACACACUGACACCUGACAGUAAUUCAGUACUUUACCAGAAGGUUUCCUAAAAGUUGAAACAUGGUUACAUUUCAUUUCAAUUUUGGUAAUGUUCUAGGAAAGUUUUCCAACUGGUUUGACAUUGGGAAUGUUCUCAUAGUUCAGAGAACGUUAAGAAACAACAUUCUUCUGUUGCAACUGUGGCACAAACCUUUUGAUGUAAGACCCUCACUGGCAGCAAAUUACAAACCAAUGGAGUCUGCAGCAGUGCAAAAAACUGAUUGAGUUAGAGAUGUAAUGUGGUUUCUUUGUUCCUUUGCACAUCUGCUGUUGGCUGGGUGCCUCUGAGGAUCAUUGAGGAUCAAGCCAGGUAAAAGGCUCUCUGAAGCUUCAAGGGACAGGGUUUAUUUCCUGUAGAAUUUUGUAAUUUCCAAUAGAUCAGGGACUUGCAAUCAUAUCCUUUUGUCACGCCCUGACCUUAGAUAUCCCUUUUAUUCUCUAUUUGGUUAGGUCAGGGUGUGAUUUGGGUGGGCAUUCUAGUUUUUCUAUUUCUUUGUUGGCCGGGAAUGGUUCCCAAUCAGAGGCAGCUGUCUAUCGUUGUCUCUGAUUGGGGAUCAUACUUAGGCAGCCUUUUUCCCACCUUAGUUUGUGGGAUCUUGUUUUUGUAUGUAAGACCUUUAUGUUUGUGUGUAUUUUGUCUGUGUUUCAUUUAAUAAAUUAAUAUGUUCGCCUACCACGCUGCACCUUGGUCCGAGCCUUCAAUCAACGAACGGGACACCUUUAAUAGGCAAUCUUCAGUAUAGAGAGCAGUCCGAUUCUUACACUGAAGUCUAAUUUCACACCCUUUGGGUUGCUAGACAUUCGCAUUAUACGCCCAACCAACAACCCUCCUUUCGUUUUUGCCUUGAGUAACCUGUCUUAUGUACUGUAACCAGACCAAAUGCAACAUAUCAUACUCAUUUGGGUGUCCCGGAUUUACAUUUACUAUGUUACACAUAGUCUAUGAGACCAGGCUGGCAAGAGGGGGUCUGUCCUCACCCUCUACACACACACACACAUACACACACCUCGCAUUGCUUCAACUGGUUUAAUACUUAAGGCUUCUCAGAUGUACAGAGGAAAUGUGGAUCUCCUGACAUUCUCUCAGCCAGGCUACAUAAACCACACUCACUCUGAAGGACUUCAGUUUAUUUAUUUUCCACAAGUAAAGAAGGUCUAGAAAGACAAUAAGGGAGGAAUUUUCACAAUUUGUCUCAAUGUAUUUCAAUUUGAAAGAUAUUCUUUGAAACACUCUUUUGAAAUGAUGAUCAUUUAACUAUGAUAAUUACUUUAAUAGUACCGUUUGUAAAUUAACUAGCUACAGUACUCUAUUUUGUUUGUUUUUAUUUCCAUGCACCUCUCGCUGGAUGCAUAGCUAUAGGAUUUCUAAUCAGGGGGAUUAUCUAUAUACAGGCGACUUAUCUAUUGUAUACAGUAUUAGGUAUUCAUAUAUACACAUAAUACAAAGUGUUCUCUUCUAUAAUCCCAUAGUGAAAAGGCCAUUGGUAGUGAGAGACACCUACCUUCUGUGCCCAGCUCCCGUAUUGGAGAAGGAAGGGACGUAAGUGACUCUUUAACUCUCACAUCCCCACUGCUUUAAUUGAUGCAUGCCAAACCCAACUCAUGAAAUGCACUCCUUGUUUACAUACCCACAAUUACAUCUCUCUUGCUCUCAAGUCAAUACAGUAUUUUCUCAGAAAAGCAGCUAUCCUUGGUCUCUGGAAUGAAAACAGGGAUGUGUUGAUUAGAGCAAAACAAAUAAACAGUGCAGGUAAUUAUACCCUCUCACCUCACCACUCCCUCCCUCUCACCUCCCCCAUCCCUUCUCUCUCACCUCCCCCAUCCCCCACUCUCAACUCCCACAGGGAAGCUACCCUCCACGUCAGUAUGAACAAUGGCCUGAGUUUCAUAUCUAGCUCCGUCACCAUCACCACAGUCAGCUGUGUAAGUACCAACCCUUCUCCACCUCUCUACACAGGAACAUCUCUCAACCAUGGCUACAUGGAGUAUUAUGUUUCUAAUACUAUGGUUAAUUUUAGUACUUUACUCUUCCGUAUCUAUUCCAAGGAGGUGAUAGAGCUUGUACAGUAAGUACACCCGGUGCUAACCUCAUUUCCUCUCUCUGCCUCCCCCAGUCUGAUGGGACGUUCUUGGCCAUUGCUCUGCUCAUUCUGCUGCUCCUGCUGACGCUGGCUCUGCUCUGGUGGUUCUGGCCUCUCUGCUGCACAGUGGUAACCUAUCUCUCAUUAUCACCCUCUCACAUUCAAAACCACUUCCUGUACUCCAGCAGAGACUCUGCCAUGUAUGCAUGAGUCAACAGGAUAUUCAUUAACUCCUGUGGAACAGCAUAUUAGGAUUCUGUUUCUUUUUCCAUCUUUGCAGAUCAUCCAUGAGCCUCCACCUCCAGUAAUGGAGGACAGCUCAGUGAGUAAAGCUUUUUUUCUUAUCUACUGUCUCUAGGCCUGUGCCUCCUGUAGAGUUGAAACGCCACUAACAUACCAUAUAAUCAGACUCUCUGUGUCUUUUUCUGUCUCCUGUUGUCUGAUCUGAAAACAGCCGGCAGCCUCUGCCUCAAAGAGCUAUGAGAACCUGUAGAAGCAUAAUGGGGAUUAGACUGAGUUAUUGACUCACAGCUGACAUUUUCCAUUUUGACCCGACAGAAGCAGAUGUUUAGUAUAGAGGCCAAUGAUCAGAACAACGUGAGUUGGGUUCUAAAUAUAGCCGGGCAUAGGGAGUGGCACAGAGGGGGUGAUGGGAGAAAAUACAGAGUCAACACAAAGAGGCAUGGUGGGGCUAAAUGAGGUUUCACACACUGGCUUAGCUAAAGUUUGUUCUUUAGCUAAAUAACUUACAGGGGUCAAAAGAAUCAAAGACUCCAUCUGCACAAGGUCAGUCAAUCAGGCAAGGUCCUGAUCUGGCUGCAUCAGCACCAUUUGUGAGGGGAGAUUGGUCUCCUGGCGCUCAUGCCAAAGAACUCUGUCUGCAUGCGGACAGCCAAACAAAGAAGGUGACUGGACUGCAGCUGUAUUGAGAGGGGCAAUGUUGCUGGGCUCUCCGGUGUAUCCAGCUAGCUGUACUGAGGGCAAGCUCCACUCAAUGGUGCUGAAUGCAGCCAGGACCAGACUGGGCAGAUUGUUUAUGAUAGUUAUUUUGUGUUUUUUUUGUGUCCAGUAAACUGGAUAGCGGCCCAGCUCUUUAGCUAGAGAGAGGAGUUUAGUUAUGCUACAAGUUUAGUUACAAUUAUUUUCAGGCUCUCAGACGUGGCUGGAGCUUCUAACAGGGGAACUCCCUGGCCACACCACACAGGGAUGCCAUGCUACCUAUUUCUUUUUGAACUACUGGCAUACAGCUCGGACACCCAUGCAUACCCCACAAGACAUGCCACCAGAGGUCUCUUCACAGUCCUCAAGUCCAGAACAGACUGUGGGAGGCGCACAGUACUACAUAGAGCCAUGACUACAUGGAACUCUAUUCCACAUCAAGUAACUCAUGCAAGCAGUAAAAUUAGACUUAAAAAACAGAUACAAAUAUACCUUAUGGAACAGCGGGGACUGUUUGUGAAGCAACACAAACAUAGACACAUGAAUACAAACACACGAUAGCAUACACACUAUACACACGUACACAUGUAUUUUGUGUUAUAGAUAUGUGGUAGUACAGUAGGGGCCUGAGGGCACACAGUUAAUGUUGUGAAAUCUGUUAUGAAUGUAUUGUAAUGUUUUUAAAAUGUAUAACUGCCUUAAUGUUGCCAAGGCAGCAGCUAAUGGGGAUCCAUAAUAAAUACAAAUACAAACUUGAUCAGGACAUCAAGUUUAGCAUGACUCCUGCCUUACUUGUUUGGAACAAUACCACUGGUAUUGUUGACUUGAACUGGCUGAAGGGAGUGGUAGGCAUCUGAUAUUAUGAACAUUAUAGGGCAAGGCUACCAUCUGAGGGAUCUAUUUUUCCUCUUGUAAGGAUGAGGACGAGGACGGCUGUCCCAAGAAGAGGUGGCCCACUGUGGAUGCCUCAUACUACGGUGGCCGAGGUGUGGGUGGCAUCAAGAGAAUGGAGGUGAGAAAGACAUUCACCGACUGUUGUACUCGGACUGGUGUGCCCUUCAUCCAACUAUGGCUCAGCUCUGGUCAUUAUAUUACCAUGCCCCUGGCACUGACUGGCUGUUGUUGCUUGUCCUUGUUCAGGUCCGCUGGGGUGACAAGGGUUCCACUGAGGAGGGGGCCAAACUUGAGAAAGCCAAGAAUGCCCGUGUCAAGAUGCCAGAGCAGGAGUUUGACAUUCCACCAACACGCACUCUUAACAAUGGCAUGCACAAACCUAUCAGUCCCCAGAAGUGGUACUCUCCUAUAAAGGUAUUGAAUCCAGCUAGCAUAUUUGGUUCCUUGGAAGUUGUGUUAUAGGUUAUUUGAAGGUAAUUAAAUAACAUUCUGAACAUGUUUCAAUAAAACGUAUAAGAACACUGCUAGCUUAACUGUUUUGAACUCCAAGCACAGAUAGGACACAUGGAAAUUCAUUUGCUUAGGCAUUUAUCAUGCAAACACAUUUCUUUUUUAUUGUGGCACAGCAUCAGUGAGAUUCAAACCCAUGAUCUUCUGUUCUCUAUCCAAGGAAUUAGUCCACUGCGCCACUGGGAUGGAGCUAGCAUCUCAUGUUGUUUUUACUCAUACAAAGCUGUUCAUUUUAGUCUAUUCAAACAGACCCCAUUUCAUAGGAAACAAGCACUCAUUAAGAUCAGGUGUGGCCUAUUAGUGGGCGCGGCCAACACACCUGAACACGCUUAACAAGAUAGAGGUUAGUGAGAGUUUUGUUGACGCUGAGAAUGGAAUGUAUAUGUUUUAAAAUAACAUUAUUAGAACGUUCUUUGAAUGUUAAUGUUUUCUAGAACAUUGUUUGUUAAUGUUCUCUGAACAAUUUGAGAACAUUACUUUAAAUAGAACUAUGAGGAAACCUGUAGGAAACGUUAUGCUGAAGUACUGAAAUUCCCACCUUGGAAAUGUAUAGUUCUCUGAACAUUAUGCAUUAGCUGGGUAUCCCGCACAAUUCCCAGAACAUUGUGGGAAGGUUGUAUGCAAAAUAACCAUAGGACAACCACACUCUCUUCAAGCUCUAAGAAACAUAUGGUUCUCAGAACGUUAUGUGCUAGCUGGGUACGCCUGUACUUAGGAGUUCAACAUUUCCUUGGUAUACCAUAAAAAGGUACACUUUCUAGUUGAGUAGGGGAAUAACAACAACAAAAUUGCAGUACCUUUCAAUUAAAAUAAAUGUCCAAUCAAAUGCACUUAAUUGAAAAAAUCUUAAACAUUACAUGGUUUACCAUACAAGGUAGAUUUUUAGGGAAUUGAGGGAGGCAAAAACAAGAACAAAAUUGCAGUACCUUCUACUCACAUACAAUCAUAUGCACUCUAAAUUCCAUGGAAAACAUUGUUAGUAAACUUUUACCAUUGUGGUCCUCUGUAGCUCAGUUGGUAGAGCAUGGCACUUGCAACACCAAGAUUGUGAGUUUGAUUCCCCCCUCCCCCCAAAAAAGUAUGCACACAUGACUAAGUCACUUAGCAUCUGCUAAAUGGCACAUAUUCAUAUUAUAUAUACUGUAUAUAUUAGGCAUAGGUUAUCAAGUGCAAACUAUCUACCCAUCAGGGUUGGGGUCAAUUAGGAAAAUUGUGAAUUUAAUUAAAUUCAAACUAUGAAUUUUAAUUGGCCACACCCGACAGGAAGCAGAAUUUGAAUAAAAUAUAAUUUAAUUCAAAGCAUUUCAACUGAGAUGUGAAACCUGAGUCUCAUUCCUUUGACAAAUAUUUUAUCAAAAGGAUAUGCCACCUAUGAAUGCAAAGAAUACACAUACCAUUUCAAAUACUAGUUUGAUUGUAACUCAGACGUCAAACAGUAAUUUUUCUUUGUCAUGAGAUGUUAGAUUGUUCCCUUCCAUACUACAGUGUCCGAUCUAAUGCAUUCUGGGAAAUGUGUUUUUUUCUGAUAUUUAAAAACAUUAAGGGAAUUAUUAAUUAUUAUAGACAACCCACAACCUGAUCUUAGAAUAUUUCCAGACCACUGUAAUUGUUUUAAAUUGUUUUAGGAGAAUGAGAAUGUUUCAACCUUAUCCUACCUGGUAUAAACAUUUUCAUGGUGAUGUGUAGUAUAAAUAAGCAAUUUAAAUUUCAUUGAAUUUCAUUGAAUUACAUUCUACUUCCUCUAAUUCAAAUUUAAAUUCUGCUUCCUGUGGGGUAUGACCAAUUCAAAUUAAAUUAAGAUUCAAUCAUUUAAUUAGAAUUAAAGAGAAAUUCGCAACUCAAUUCAGAAUUGACUCCAACCCCCAUCAAAACCCAGUCUAUGAUCAAAACAAUUCUUAAUUAGUUGCAGCCUUCCUGUAGUGUCAUUGUUUCCAGGAAGUUUGUUUCAUAACGUCUCAGUCAGCUGGAUGAGUGGUAAUAUGAACCAGACAUGAACUGAGCUGACCUCAGGAAGAUGAGAUCUGCAGAGCAGAGGGAAGCUGGUGCUAGUCCCAACACAAUACAUUCCUUCCCCUUUAUCUCUACUUACUCUCCUCACUGACUAUUAUUAUGUCAUGGGGCAUAGCUUUCGAUGGUUAAACAGCACCAGACAGCCAGCCAGACACAGACAGAUAGAUGUUAGACUGAUCAACAGACCUGUAUACUGGCAUAUACAGAAUAGAAAUAAACCAGAGCGGAGUAAAGCAACUGACAGGCAUACAGCCAUUCAGGCAGGCAGACAGGAAAUAUUGUUAUUAUCAUAUUGUCAUCAACUAUGUAACAUUCUUCUCUUUAAUGUAUUGUGCCCAUCUUUGUUCAGGGCAAGCUGGAUGCUCUGUGGGUGUUUCUGAGGAAAGGCUACGAUAGGGUGUCUCUGAUGAGACCCUAUCCUGGAGACAAGGUAAGACACAAAAAUAAACGGCAUAGAGAAAGACACAUCCAACACUUGCUACUGCACUGUAUGGGAUGACACGAGGAUAUGCGGAGUCAUGGAAGGCACUUUUAGCAACUCAAUAAGAAAGCCAGUGUGUGACUUACCUGUAGGGCAGAGAAGGAUAGCUUACAGGGGCUUUUCCUUCAGAGCUCUUCUAGGGGAUGAUAAGGCCCACUGGCCCAGCACUUCAUUAUACUGUUAUGUAAGAAAAGCAUAAAAAAAUGCAAUCAGAUGAAACCGUUUAGGAGGCAGAGACCACACUACCUAAUGCCUAGGCCCACUCCGUUGCAAAUCCUCAACAGAAACAACUCAAACCCCUGGAAAAUUGAGGGAAAGAAUAAGAUCUGGAGCCAAGACCACAGCCUGAGGAGCAAAGCAGACAGAAUGGAAAAUAGAGAGGGGGGAGGCUUCAGCACCAUCUUUCUUUUUUAUUCUCUUUUUGAACUUUUUACUUUUUUUGCAAUGGUUCUUCCAGCAGUCUUUUAUAACUUUUUUUUCUCCAUCAAAACUAUUCCACCAGGCAGCUGAGGAGAGUGGGAAUUUUGAUUAACUCCUUACAAACUCAUCACGUUGGCAAUUUUGGAAGCCAAUUAAAGCCCUAAAUUAAUUUAAACUGCUUUUGAAUGCCUUCAGUGCCCAUUUCCUCAUUAAAUCAUCUGCCCCGGCUAAAUGCUUUUAAAACAUUUCCAGCCAGGCAGUAAAUAAUACACUAGAAAGGUUGCAGCUGAUAGUAAUAAUAACGGUGCACAGACAGAGCGGCUGUGAGGAAGGCAUAAUGUAUCCUGGCAUAUACAGGCUGAAGAAGCUGAGGUGCUAAUAUUGCUCCAACCUGAAGGAAUGUGUUCAAAUCUGCUGAAGCCAUUAAGGACAGAUGACUAGUCACUACCCACAUCCCCACCUUCCCGUAACUCAAGCCUAGCUGGGAGUUUUGUUUUUAUAUGGUCUCAAUGACAGCUGUGGAUAGCAGGACGGGGCAAACCAUCCACACAAUUCCCUCUCUUCCCAUCUUUCAAAAGCUGUUGCUACCUCAGUAAAUCUCCUUGUUGUUUUGACUGAAUUGGACAUUUAUAGCCAAGCAGAAGACAAGAUGGAGUCAGCAUAAUAUACAGAAAGGAAAACAAUGAUAAUGAGAGAUUGGUCAAAGAUUCAUCCACCCAGGACUCAUCCAUUAAUAUACAUCGUCAGUCACAGGCUUCAUUAGGACAUGUGUUGAUGAUAAUGUAUCCACGAAAACAAUCUGUACAUACCCCAACCAAAAACCCUGGAUGAAUGGAGAUAUCCGUACCAUGCUGAGAGCCCGUACUGCAGCAUUCAAUGGCAGCAUAACGAACCCUGAUGACUCAGUGGUGUGCGACAUGUACAAGGCAAGCAGGUACGAGCUCCGCAAAUCCAUUAGGGACGCAAAAAGUUAACACAGACUCAAACUUCAAUUGAUGUUUGACAACUCAGACUCGUGACACAGGUGGCAAGGACUACGACUAUCACAGACUACAAAGGCAAAUCCAGCUGUGUGGUGCCCACCGAAGCCUCCCUCCCAGACGAGCUUAACACAUUCUAUGCUUGCUUAUAGGGAGGAGGUAAGUGAACUGUCAUUGUGGUAUUGUGGUGCCAGGACAACAACCUCUCCCUCAACGCCACCAAAAGAAAGGAGUUGAUUGUUGACUUCAGGAAGCAGAGGAUGGAACACGCCCCGAUCCACAUCAAUGGGACUGCAGUAGAGAGUCAGUAGUUAAGUUCCUCGGCAUCCACAUCACAGAGGACUUGACAUGAACCAACAACACUACCACUCGUCAAGAGGGCACAACAGUGCAUCUUCUUCCUAAGGCGGCUGAAGAAAUUCGGCAUGCCACCCUGGGUCCUCUCCAAAUACUACCGCUGCACCAUCGAGAGUGUCCUGACCAGUUGCAUAACGGUCUGGUACGGGAAUUGCGCCGUCCACGACUGCAAGGCCCUCCAGUUGGUGGUGAAGAUGGCCCAGUACAUCACUGGUACGGGGCUCCCACCCAUCCAGGACAUCUACUUGAAACGGUGCCUGAGGAAGGCCCGCAGCAUGAUCAAGGACCCCACACACCCCAGCCAUGAGCUGUUCACUCCCUUACCAUCAUGCAAAUGGUUUUGGAGCAUGAGGUCAGAUACCAACAGCCUCAGAGACAGUUUCUAUCUACAAGCCAUCAGACUGCUGAUCACUUCAACUGUACUGACCACCUGCACUGACUCUCCGCACCUUCACACACACACACACUGAUAUACACUCAUUCACACACACACACACACACAGAUAUACACUCAUUCACACACACGCACAUCACAACUGCUGCUAUCAUACUCUUAUUGUCAGCGUCUGGGUAAAGUGGGGAAACGGAAUCAGGCGCAGGACACAGAACUGAGAGAUAAAUGGCUUUACUAGACUCAAAGUAAACCAUAGCAAACCCUCCACGCAGGGAAGAGCAAAACAACAGCUCAACAGACGACGUAACAAAGAACAAUCACGCACACACCCAGGAGGGAAAACAGAGGUAAUAUAGGGAAACUAAUAAGCCUAAUGAGUAACAGGUGUGAAAAAUAAAGACAGAACUAGUGAGACACAGAAAUAUCGAUCGGUGGCAGCUAGUACUCCGGUGACGACGACCGCCGAAGCCUGCCCGAGCGAGGAGGAGGGGCAGCCUCGGCCGUAUCCGUGACACUUAUUCUCAUUGCUAAAUACUGCACAAUUUAAACACUUGCCCCCCAAUCCCCCCUUCCCCAAAACACAUGUAAAUAUUGGACUAUAAAUUGUGCCUUCCUGUAUUAUACUUAUGCUAAAAACUGUCUUCUAUUCUACUGAGCCAUCUACUUUAUAUUCGUAUUCUUAUAUUUUAUUAUUUCUUAUUGUUGAGAAGGAACCUGUGUACAUAUGACUAAUAAAACUUGAAACUAUUCCCUUACAGACCCUUCUCUAAGAUCUAUAAAUCCACUUUGCAUGAAAAAGUUAUGUAAUAAUUAUGAAAUAGUUCAAUACUGUAUACACCAAUGUAUCAGUAAAUCACUGGGCCCAGUUUUUCAAAACUUUUAAUCUGGAUCAGAGUAUCUGGAUUCUGUAAUACAAUUUUUCUUGCAAUCCAGGAUCAUAUCGAUCUGGCUGUUUUUGAGCCAUUUUUUGUUGUUGUUGAAAAUAAUCGGAUAGGAUAAUUCUGAUGCAGAUACCACAAUAUCAAGAUCACAUAAUCUGGAUUUUCGGUGCUUUGAACAGGCCUACGCCUUGCCAUCUACUGGACAUAUUAAGUUGGAUUACCAUUUUUGAAAAACCCAAUUCGAACAUUUAACCCAAUCCGAUUUCUGAAAUUCGAUCAGAUAACUUUUGAAAAGUUAGGGAAUCCAAUCUGACCUUCAAUCAGGAUUAAAUAUAGUUUAUGCAUUUUUCAAAGGUGAUUAGGAUCGUUUUGAUGCCGAAAAUCAGGAUUAUCUUGAUCCCAUGGGAAGGGUGGAUUCAGUAAGGUGAGAGCCUCUACAAUCAAUAAAUGUCAAUGUAACUAAGGUGACAAGGUUUAAAAAUGUUCGUACAUCUGAAAACCAAAGGUUCAUUAUGUUAAACUGACCGCAGUAUACGUAUGUGCUCAGUUGUUAUAUUGAGAAGUGUCAAAUACAUGUGUACUUACUUAUAAGUGAUAUGCAGGCUCUAUUAUUUGUAAUCUAGGUACCUUUAUUCUUGUGACUGAACAAAAAUAUAAAAUGUCAUGAGCUGAAAUAAAAGAUUACAGACAUUUUCCAUACGCACAAAAAGUGUAUUUCUCUCAAAUUUUGUGCACAAAUUUGUUUACAUCCCUGUCAGUGAGUAUUUCUCCUUUGCCAAGAUAAUCCAUCCACCUACAGGUGUGGCAUAUCAAGAAGCUGAUUAAACAGAUAGCUGGAAAGGUGGCAUCCUAUGACGGUGCCACGUUGAAAGUCACUGAGCUCUUCAGUAUGGGCCAUUCUACUGCCAAUGUUUGUCUAUUGAGAUUGCAUGACUGUGUUCUUGAUUUUAUACACCUGUCAGCAACGGGUGUGGCUGAAUUAGCCAAAUCCACUAAUUUGAAGGGUUGUCCACAGUGUACUGCAGUAAAUUUAACAUAAUGAAGCUUUGGUUUUCAGAUUUAAAAAAGUUUUUUUAAGCCUCCCCACUUUAGUUACAAUUGAAAUUUCUCGGUUGUAGUGCCUUUCACCUUUCUAAAUCCACCCUCCCAGUGGGAUGAAGAUGAUCCUGAUUUCCUGCAUCAAAACUAUACUAAUCACUGCCUUUGAAUUUUGAAAAAUGCAAAUACAACAUUUAAUCCUGAUUCAAGGGCAGAUUGGAUUACUGAAUCCUUAUCCAGAAGUUCAGAAUCUCAUUUUUCAGUUUUGAAAUACCAAAUUCUAACAUUUAAUCCAAUCUGAUUGCUAAAAUCUGAUCUAAAAAGUUUUUAAAAACUGGGCCCUGAUGACUGCCUCUGAUUUCUCUCGUCCCUGUUUUAUCCCUCUCUCCUCUUACAGGGCAGGUGCAUUAGCUUCACCCGGGUGGAAUCCUACUCUACUCCUCAUUAUCCAAUCUCCCACUGCCCGUCCACACCCAUCUACAGUCUGCCUCACACCUACAGUCACGCUUCCUCACAUGGCACCCUCUCCCAAAUGCCCCCCUCUCCCACCUCCACUCUUCCACCCCUGCCAUCCACUCCCCCUCCAUCCUGCAUCACCCCUCCCCCUUACACCCCCCCUCCAAACCAAGCUCUGCCCCAAACUUCUGUAAGUCCUCCUCCACCUGUUGCUCCACCCACCCCUUCACCCCUUUUCUCUCCCACCCCUCCACCCCUUUGCCCUGCCACACCCCCUUCCCCAACUGGCUCUCUGCCCCCACCCCCCCAGGCCUCACCCCCAUGCAGAGCCCCUCCCCCUUCCCGCCCUCCCCCACACCCAUCUGACCAAUUCCUGUGA
This is a messenger RNA of Coregonus sp. 'balchen', 18909 nucleotides long. The record is from the annotation of a GenBank genome assembly. Lineage: Eukaryota; Metazoa; Chordata; Actinopteri; Salmoniformes; Salmonidae.